Messenger RNA from Dufourea novaeangliae, 2438 nucleotides. RefSeq names its product breast cancer anti-estrogen resistance protein 1 (gene p130CAS). Gene Ontology annotation, biological process: cell migration; cell surface receptor protein tyrosine kinase signaling pathway. The record is from RefSeq and is a predicted model, not a curated record. Bases 204 to 2267 code for a protein of 687 amino acids. Gene Ontology annotation, cellular component: cytoplasm; plasma membrane. Lineage: Eukaryota; Metazoa; Arthropoda; Insecta; Hymenoptera; Halictidae. Gene Ontology annotation, molecular function: protein binding. The transcript has 10 exons.
CGUUCGGCCGGUGAACGAGUGGUGCGUCCAGACGUUUGUAUCAGUGAGAAACUAUCAGUGCUGGGUCGUUCGUGAUCGAUCCUUGUGUGUAUCCUGUCAGGGUGUUUUUUUGCUCCGUUCUCUCGCCAGGAUAUUAUGCUACCGAUCGCGUGUGCAUCAGAAUCGUUUUGACUCGGGGGCCAACACCGCAGAUCACCAGCAAAAUGUUACCCCAGACUCCCGACAUCAUUCCUACGACACUGAACCAGCAAAAAUGUGUAAAGGCGCGUGCCCUCUACGACAACAUAGCGGAAGCUCCCGACGAAUUGGCGUUUCGGAAGGGCGAUGUUCUCACCGUACUCGAACAAAACACCGCCGGUCUUGAGGGUUGGUGGUUGUGCGCCCUGCGAGGCAGACAGGGCAUCUGUCCAGGAAAUCGAUUGAGACUCCUGGUCGGCCAAUAUGAUACAGGGGGUUGUUUGGUUGGCAGCAGGCCUGACCUAACCAUUUCUGAAGACGGUGUACAGAGGCAUGGAAAACGGCGUAGCUGGCACGUUCAGCCGAAUAGGGUGGUGACUCCACAGAAGUGCGGUGACGUGUAUCUUUACGAUCUUCCAGCGAGUCGGGGAAGUCCCGCGCCUCCUUCGAGACACGAUUCACCCUUGAAUUCGAACAACGACCAAUUACACAACACAGGUACGUAUAAACGCAGCCUCCGCAAUAGCGUGGACAACGGCGGCGAUACGAGCGAAUGCUACGACGUUCCACCACGAGCGGUUCCUGUGAUUCCUUCGCCAGCGAGCAGCCCGAGUCCUGCACCCUCGUGUUACGAUAUCCCAAGGCAACCACCCUCCUGUACGCCGAACUCAAAUUGCUCCGGUGGCUCCGGCGUGACGCCUCUCGAUUGCUACGACGUGCCCAGGCAAUUGCAGCCCUUGACACCGAGCAGCUCUGCGUCCAGCCUUACAAACGACGGAUCUCUCAGCGGAUCGAACAGAUCCAGCCUAGCUGCUCCUGAUUACGAUGUACCUCGCUCACGUCUUCCACCUUCCUCGUUACCUUCCCGGCACAACACGCCCGUGCCUAAGACACCGACACCUCCACCUCCGCCGCAAACACAGCAGAUCUACGAUGUUCCAGUCAGCAAGGAACUUCCCCUGGAGCUGGACUCCGCGUUGGAAGGCUUGCAGAGGUUGCAGAGCGAGGCAUCGACAGCGAUAGCCAGGUUACUCGGCUUCGUCAGCCCCAAAUGGAGAACGCCCCAGCAAUUAGACGCGACCUUGAUGGACCUCAAACUGGCUGCCCAUAGGCUUAGAACGUCUUUACAUGACCUGGCUGAAUUUGCUGAAGGCACGCUGGGGAACGCGGGCAAAGCACCGGACAAGGGGUUGGCCACAAAAUUACGACCCCUGGUCAAGGCUCUACGCGACACGGACAAGCUCGUGCAAGAGGCCGCGAGCAACCUGGACGCGAUGGAAUGGAACGCCGGGAAGCUUUGUCGUGGGGGCGGUGAUACCCCAACACCUACUAACGGGCCGCCUUCCACCCCUGUGCUACCCCCGCAACCGGAUCCGCUUGAUCAGCUGAUCGCGUGCGCUCGAGCACUCACGGAAGACGUUCGUCAGGUCGCCAGUUUCAUUCAGGGGAAUUCGACGUUGCUUUUCAAACGGUCGUCGAUCAUCUCGACCGGCAGCAGUAACAACAGCGGCGCCGGAGAGGAUUACGAUUACGUAAAUCUCGACUCGAGGGAAGUGGUCGCGAAGCAACGCGAAGAGCUAAGGGCGACGCUGCCGCAGGAACUCCGUAGUAAUUACGAUCUCCUUGUAUCCGAGGCGGACAAUGCGGCGAUUCAAAUGCCACCCACAACUCCGACACCCAUGGAUCCUGACGACAAACAAUUGCUGGCUUUCUACGUCGCCCAGGUGAUCACGCAUGGCAACCACCUGACUCACGCCAUUGACGCUUUCAUGCAAACGGUCGCGCACAAUCAACCGCCUAAGGUAUUCCUGGCACAUGGAAAGUUCGUGGUGUUGAGCGCUCACCGGUUGGUGCACAUCGGCGACACGGUUCACAGGAACGUGAUUAGAAACGACGUGAAAACACGCGUGUUACAGUGCGCAAACGCGCUGAACGAGGCACUUGAACAGACUGUGUCGAAAACGAAACAGGCAGCGCAGUUCUUCCCCAGCGUGUCCGCGGUUCAAGAGAUGGUUGACAGCGUCGUAGACGUUUCUCACUUGGCUAAAGACCUAAAGGUCGCGAUGAUUCAGGCAGCGCAACAGCCUUGAACACCCAAAGAUCAGAUCGUAAUCUUCGACACGAAGGAAGCUGGCGACAUGCGAAUUCAGCAGGCUUCGCCAUUCCUAUCCUACUAAAAGACUUUCUUUACGUGCAAGUUCCUUGGAUCGGCUUGACGGUCAAACGGUUUCCACCUGAAGAAAACUUGAAUCGUCGUAAGG